This is a messenger RNA of Octodon degus (degu), 1655 nucleotides long. It is a transcript of the gene Polr2c, whose product is annotated as RNA polymerase II subunit C. Gene Ontology annotation, molecular function: DNA-directed RNA polymerase activity; DNA binding; protein dimerization activity. The transcript is spliced from 9 exons. Gene Ontology annotation, cellular component: RNA polymerase II, core complex. NCBI's taxonomy places the organism in Eukaryota, Metazoa, Chordata, Mammalia, Rodentia, Octodontidae. Gene Ontology annotation, biological process: DNA-templated transcription. The record is from RefSeq and is a predicted model, not a curated record. The coding region runs from base 47 to 874 and encodes 275 amino acids.
GCGGCGGCGGGGUGAACGCGGAUUGUCUUGGGAGUCUCGGGCGAAGAUGCCGUAUGCCAACCAGCCCACCGUGCGGAUCACUGAGCUCACCGACGAGAAUGUCAAGUUCAUCAUAGAGAACACGGACCUGGCGGUGGCCAAUUCUAUUCGGAGGGUCUUCAUCGCAGAGGUCCCUAUCAUAGCCAUCGACUGGGUUCAGAUCGAUGCCAAUUCCUCAGUCCUUCACGAUGAGUUCAUCGCGCACAGGCUUGGGUUAAUUCCCCUCACUAGUGAUGACAUUGUGGACAAGCUGCAGUACUCCCGGGACUGCACGUGUGAAGAGUUCUGCCCCGAGUGCUCAGUGGAGUUCACGCUCGAUGUGCGAUGCAACGAAGACCAGACGCGCCAUGUCACCUCUCGAGACCUCAUUUCAAAUAGCCCUCGGGUGAUCCCGGUGACAUCCCGUAACCGAGACAACGACCCCAAUGAUUACGUGGAGCAGGACGACAUCCUGAUUGUCAAGCUGAGAAAGGGCCAGGAGCUGAGACUUCGAGCCUAUGCCAAGAAGGGUUUUGGCAAGGAGCAUGCCAAGUGGAACCCGACUGCAGGGGUGGCUUUUGAGUAUGAUCCGGACAAUGCCCUUAGGCACACUGUGUACCCCAAGCCAGAAGAAUGGCCAAAGAGUGAGUACUCAGAGCUGGAUGAAGAUGAAUCACAAGCUCCUUAUGACCCCAACGGCAAGCCAGAGAGGUUUUACUACAAUGUGGAGUCCUGUGGCUCUUUGCGCCCUGAAACCAUUGUCCUCUCGGCCCUCUCUGGAUUGAAGAAGAAGUUGAGUGAUUUACAGACUCAGCUAAGCCACGAGAUUCAGAGCGAUGUACUAACCAUAAACUAACUGCAGCUUGCCUGUUUCAGCACAGGGAAGAUUGAAGGCCGCAGCUGGAGUUCAGGCCUCUUGUGCCUCCUAGUUUCCGGGCUCUGGGCUGCUACUGCUCAAGCUGCACGACAGGUCACCAGGACCAGCUAGCUGGGGGUUGCAGAUGGGUUAUCAGGAAUACCUCUGGUGUUGCAGCACAGCUGAUUUCUACAAGACAAUUAGCAUCCCUGGUCCUGCCAGGGUAGUGCUUGCCAGAACUCAAAGCGUCCUUCCCAUCCUGUUUCCUGGCACGCCAGUAGGGGGCUGUCCUGCUCUGCUGUAUAGAACACUGGACUUCUCUCCUGGUCAUUCCAGCUCUUUAAAGUCUUUCUGUCCAAAAGUUUUCACAGCUGUAAGUGAGGUUUCUAGUAUUAGGAUUAGGUGCUGGAACCUUGGUCCAGGCAGCCUGUAAGAUCCCAGAGGCCAAUCUGCGGGCCCUUCAAAUUCCUAGAUGCCCAUAAUUUGAGAAGUAACCCUUUGAAAUAGGAUAGCAUUAGACCUUGGCUGUCUUCUGCCCCACAUGUAAACAUGUGCUUACUCUACCCACCCAGCAACUCCUUCCACGCAUGGCUUUCUCCUAAUGAAGGUUCUGGUCCUGGCUCCUUAGCAGUCUCCAGGUGGGAGCAUACUCAGAGCAGCUAGUUAGGCAGCCUGGAGAGAAGCAGAGAUCAGUAUAGAAAAGAAGGGGUAUUUAUUGAUUAACAGUAGUUGUUGUUUUAAAAGUUUUUAUUUUUGGCAAUAAAGAGCACAACAUAACCUC